This is a messenger RNA of Phlebotomus argentipes, 653 nucleotides long. RefSeq names its product MIP18 family protein galla-1 (gene galla-1). NCBI's taxonomy places the organism in Eukaryota, Metazoa, Arthropoda, Insecta, Diptera, Psychodidae. The record is from RefSeq and is a predicted model, not a curated record. The coding region runs from base 115 to 636 and encodes 173 amino acids. The transcript is spliced from 3 exons.
CUUCCCCUCCCUUUGUGAAUUGUUUUUAUGCCUGAAGAAAAAGAGGCGUCAGAGUGGGAAAAUCGGGCAAAUUCUCGUUUUGUUGCAUAAUUCGACACUCUAACACGCAGUGGCAUGGCACAGAAGGUGUUGUCAUUCCUCAGGAGGAUCUCAGAGUCUGACAGCGGCAUGGCAGCGCCGUCAACAUCGAGAGACUCAGUUCCGGUGGCGAAGGAGGCGCUUCUGUGCGAUCUGGGCUAUCAGGAUACUAACGAUCUCAGAGACACGAUCUACGAUUUCCUGCGCACAAUCCGCGAUCCGGAGAAGCCACAAACACUGGAGGACUUGAAUGUGGUCUACGAGGAUGGGAUCUUCGUUCAGGAGCCCACAGAGAACAACGUUCAGGUGGUGCGGGUGGAGUUCAACCCCACUGUGCCUCACUGCUCCCUCGCCACGCUCAUCGGGCUGUGCAUUCGCGUGAAGAUCGAGCGGAGCAUUCAGCACAGGCUCAAGCUGGACAUCUUCAUCAAGAAGGGAGCGCACGCCACGGAGGAGGAGAUAAACAAACAAAUCAACGAUAAGGAACGAAUCGCGGCCGCGAUGGAGAACCCAAAUUUGCGCGAACUCGUGGAGAAAUGCAUCAGUGAAGAGGAAUAAUCUCAGUUUGUAGAGCA